Molecule: messenger RNA, 12576 nt
Organism: Harpia harpyja (harpy eagle)
Lineage: Eukaryota; Metazoa; Chordata; Aves; Accipitriformes; Accipitridae
Gene: NTRK3
Product: neurotrophic receptor tyrosine kinase 3
Exons: 18
Coding region: 495-3053 (852 amino acids)
Biological process (GO): cellular response to nerve growth factor stimulus; cell surface receptor protein tyrosine kinase signaling pathway; multicellular organism development
Cellular component (GO): plasma membrane; signaling receptor complex; axon
Molecular function (GO): ATP binding; neurotrophin binding; transmembrane receptor protein tyrosine kinase activity
Source: RefSeq, a predicted model, not a curated record
CAGGGCUGGCCAGGCCGGGGGAGGGAAGCGAUGGGAAGGGGAGGUCGCCCCCUCCUCUCCCUCUCUGUGUUUUUUUUGCAGGUGUGUCAAUUUUAAUUCUGCCCAGUAGGUGGGACUUGGUGACUUUCGCACCGUUUUUGUUAUUUAUUUAUUUCCCCGGCUGCCUCCCCAGCCUCCCGUUGCAAUCCUCCGGAGCGGCUGGCGGGGAGCGGCGGGCGGCGGGCGCAGGGCGGCCGGGCCAGCAUGCAUCCCCGCCCGCUGCCGCUGCCGCUACCGUAGCGGGAAUUACAGCCUCUCCGAGCCAGCUGCCAGCAUGAUUUCAUCUGCUGGAGGAUUUUUGCAUCUGAUCGCUUGAGGUUUUGUUGGUUUUUUUUUGGUUUUUUGUUUUUUUUUUUUCCUCCCUCUGUCUUUGUUUCCUUCCCCCUUUCCCCCCCUUCCCCUCCCUCCAUCCCCCCUUUCCUCCUCCUCCUCUUUUUUAGAAGCAGCAAUCGGAGAUGGAUGUCUCUCUUUGCCCUACCAAGUGCACUUUCUGGAGGGUAUUUUUGCUCUGGAGCAUUUGGGGAGACUAUCUGCUUUCGGUGCUGGCUUGCCCUGCUAAUUGUCUUUGCAGCAAGACAGACAUCAAUUGCAAGAAACCGGAUGAUGGGAACCUCUUCCCUCUCUUGGAAGGGCAGGAUUCAGGCAGCAGCAAUGGCAACACGAGCAUCAAUAUCACGGACAUCUCAAGGAACAUCACUUCCAUACACAUAGAGAACUGGAAGAACUUGCAGACGCUGAAUGCUGUUGACAUGGAGCUGUACACAGGACUCCAGAGGCUGACAAUCAGGAACUCAGGACUACGAAACAUCCAGCCACGCGCCUUUGCCAAGAACCCUCACCUGCGCUACAUAGACCUCUCUGGGAACCGGCUCACUACUCUGUCAUGGCAACUCUUCCAGACCCUGCGACUCUUUGAACUGAGACUAGAGAGGAACCUUUUUAACUGCAGCUGCGACAUCCGCUGGAUCCAGCUCUGGCAGGAGAAGGGCGAGGCGAACCUGCAGUACCAGGAGCUCUACUGCAUGAACAUGGAUGCAGCCAUCAUCCCUUUGCAGGAGAUGAACAUCACCCAGUGCGACCUCCCUGAGAUCAGUGUGAGCCAUGUGAACCUGACGGUGCGAGAAGGGGAGAACGCUGUCAUCACCUGCAAUGGCUCAGGCUCGCCGCUGCCCGAUGUCGACUGGACGGUGGCUGAUCUCCACUCCAUCAACACACACCAGACCAACCUCAACUGGACCAAUGUUCAUGCCAUCAAUUUGACCUUGGUGAAUGUCACCAGUGAGGACAACGGGUUCCUGCUUACCUGCAUUGCCGAGAACGUGGUGGGGAUGAGCAAUGCCAGCGUACUGCUCACUGUCUACUAUCCCCCUCGCAUCCUAACUCUGGAGGAGCCUGUGCUACACCUGGAGCACUGCAUUGCAUUUGCGGUGCAUGGGAACCCAGCUCCCACCCUUCACUGGCUGCACAACGGCCAAGUCCUCCGGGAGACAGAGAUCAUCCACAUGGAGUUUUACCAACAAGGGGAAGUAUCUGAGGGUUGCCUGCUCUUCAACAAACCCACUCACUACAAUAAUGGCAACUACACGAUUGUGGCCACCAACCAGCUGGGCUCAGCCAACCAAACCAUCAAAGGACACUUCCUUGAAAAACCCUUUCCAGAGAGUACGGACAACUUUGUCUCAAUCGGUGAUUAUGAAGUGAGUCCCACCCCACCCAUCACUGUGACCCACAAACCAGAGGAGGACACUUUUGGGGUUUCCAUAGCGGUUGGGCUGGCAGCUUUUGCUUGUGUCCUCUUGGUCGUCCUCUUUAUUAUGAUCAACAAGUAUGGCCGGCGGUCCAAGUUUGGGAUGAAAGGUCCUGUGGCAGUGAUCAGCGGAGAGGAGGAUUCAGCCAGUCCCCUCCACCACAUCAACCAUGGCAUCACAACGCCCUCGUCCCUGGAUGCUGGCCCGGACACGGUGGUGAUCGGCAUGACCCGCAUUCCCGUCAUCGAGAACCCCCAGUACUUCCGACAAGGUCACAACUGCCACAAGCCAGACACGUAUGUCCAGCAUAUUAAGAGGAGAGACAUCGUUUUGAAGAGGGAGCUGGGAGAAGGUGCCUUUGGGAAGGUGUUCUUGGCCGAGUGUUACAACCUCAGCCCCACCAAUGACAAAAUGCUGGUGGCAGUGAAGGCGCUGAAAGACCCCACCUUGGCAGCCCGUAAGGAUUUCCAGAGGGAGGCAGAGCUGCUCACCAACCUGCAGCAUGAACACAUUGUCAAGUUUUAUGGUGUGUGUGGUGAUGGUGACCCGCUCAUCAUGGUCUUCGAGUACAUGAAGCAUGGCGACCUGAACAAGUUCCUGAGGGCACAUGGCCCAGAUGCUAUGAUCCUCGUGGAUGGGCAGCCUCGACAAGCCAAAGGGGAGCUAGGGCUAUCCCAGAUGCUCCACAUCGCUAGCCAGAUCGCCUCUGGAAUGGUGUACCUUGCCUCCCAGCACUUUGUCCAUAGAGACCUGGCCACCAGGAACUGCUUGGUCGGAGCCAACCUGCUGGUGAAGAUUGGAGACUUUGGGAUGUCAAGAGAUGUCUACAGCACUGAUUACUACAGGGAAGGGCCGCGUCCGAAGGGCCAGUUCAGCGCAGCGUGGCAGCGACAGAGACUGGCACCGCCGGCAGCUGCAACAGUUGGAGGACACACCAUGCUGCCUAUCCGCUGGAUGCCUCCAGAGAGCAUCAUGUACAGGAAGUUCACAACAGAGAGUGACGUCUGGAGCUUUGGGGUGAUCCUCUGGGAGAUCUUCACAUAUGGGAAGCAGCCCUGGUUUCAGCUCUCAAACACAGAGGUCAUUGAGUGCAUUACCCAAGGCCGAGUUUUGGAAAGGCCAAGAGUCUGCCCCAAGGAGGUUUACGACAUCAUGUUGGGCUGCUGGCAGAGAGAACCUCAGCAACGGCUCAACAUCAAGGAGAUCUACAAGAUCCUUCAUGCUCUGGGCAAGGCCACACCAAUCUACCUGGACAUCCUUGGCUAGCAGAGGCCACUUGUUGAAAGUCCACACUCCUUCCUUCCGUCCUUCCUUCCCUCUCCCCCUCCCAAGUCCUUUACCCCUCAGCUCCCAAGCAAACAUCUUCAUAUAAACUCAAGUGCCUGCUACACAUACACCACUGAAAAAAACAAAACAAAAAGCAUACCAACAAAAAUCCCACAAAACAACAACCUGUAAGGCAGUUUGGCUUAUAUAUAUUUAUAGAUAUCUCUCUAUAUAUAACUUCCACACCAAUACAGAAAGAAGCUGCUGUUACAGAAAAUUAUAAGACUUUAAAAAAAAAGAAACAAAAAAGGGAGAAAAAAGUACUUACGAAGAUAUAUAUAAUUAAAAAAAAAAAAGAGAGAAAGAAAGGAGAAGGUAUCUUUCCCCCAAGCAAUGAAGCAGUGAAUUGUAACCCUGCUGUGAGUACGGUUCGGGCUGCUGGGCAGGGCUCUAGAUUGGCUACGGCAGCGACACCAUCCCGGGUAGAAGCCCUGGGAGGAAAGCCUUGCCCUGGUUGUAUGAUAUGCACUGAAUGUGUGAAAUCAGUCCUCCCUUUUUGUCCUUGCCUCCCUCCCUCCUUCCCAGCCCACAGAUGAUGGGCACAAAGCCAGGGCAGUGCCCCUGGAUGAACUCUCUUUUACCAACCCCUUCCCUCCCUCCCUCUCAGUCCUUCCCCAUCCCUCUCUGCCUUCCUGCCUUUUUCCUCCCUCCAACAUUUCAGGACAAUUUUUCUAAUUUGCUGAUUCUUAAAUGUAUAGACUCAAGGCUUUCGAACACACAGUCAAAGGAUUGUGGCACCUACGGGUAAAACACACACCGGGAACCAGCUGCCCUCCCGCAGACCGCGAGCCGGCCUGACCCAGACCUCCCUCCUGCCCCAUGCCAGCUGCUGCCAGGGCUGGGAGAGCAGCGGGACCAAAGUGGCUGUGCGAGGAAGUCGAGUGGGGGGGUCCUGGAGACCCAGUCCUGAAUCAUCCCCAACCCAUUUCAGUGUGCGAGACAGGAGUGCCGUUCACCCAGGGCGCAGGAGCCAACUUUGGGAGGAACAACCCCCCCAUCCCAACCCCUCCUUUUUCUCCCCACCCUGCACUUUUGCUAGCAGCCAUGGGGUUGUUCCCCCUCCCUCAGCUGUCUGCACCAGGGCCAAAUUGGUCUCUGAUGUAAACCUUCAGUGGACAGGGUUGGAUCCCUGCUCCCCUCAUGGGGGAAAGACUGCAGCAUGCAGACAGCUGGGAUCGUGCCUGCAUCCCCCGGCUGGGCAUGCCUCUGGGGUCAGCAUAUCCCAGCACUCUUUCUCCCCACCCUCUUCCCUUCCCCAUCCCUGCCCAUGCCUCAGUCCAAGCCUCGGCACGAGUCAGCGGGGGACAGGGAGGGGGACAAGGCUUGUGAGAUGGCUGGGAACCUACCAACACCUGCCUGCAGCCCCCUUGCCAUUCUCCUCACGUCCCCAUCCCCUGAAAGGAUUGAUGCAUCUGCCUUUGAGCUGUUGUGAAAUGCAGAGGCUGAAGAAUAGCUCCACAGGCAGCCCCGGGAGUGGGGGGAAAGGAGGGGAAGGUGCCUUCAGGAGCAGACGGCUCAGCGGAUGGCCACAGCGGCCAGCCUUGCAUCUCAAUGAGGAUAAAGGCCUGACAGGCAGCGACAGGGGGUGGUGGGGACAGUGAGGGAGAGACAGAAGCAUCCUCCCUAUAGCCCAUCUCCCUCGAGCAGGAAAUAAUCCCGACCUGGGGAAAGGCUGAGUCAGACGCUGAAUCCGGUCGGUCCAGACUGGGCUGAGACUACAAAACAUUUCUGGGUCUUUUUUCAUGUGGCUAAUGGAGGAUGAGGGGAAACUCAGCUUGGCAGCUGCUCUCAGGAGGCAGGGAGCGGGCAGCACAGGCAUUGUCAAGGCAAUUUUGAGAAGGCAACAACCACUGGCACAAAAACAGCCUGCUCAAAUGUGGCGCUUGCCUGGAAUGGAAUGCAGAUGGAGGAAGAGGAGAAGGAAUCUUGGCUCCUUCUCCAUGGCCAGAGUAGUGUUCACGGCCAGGAUGCAAGAAGAGAUAGGUGACUCUGGUUAUGGCUGGUUACUGAAAGGGAAAAUUUUGCAUCCUCUCCCUUGUCUCUUGUCAAUCUCUACCUCCCACCCAUGAUUCUGGCACGACCUGGCUUAUGGUUUCAGACAGAGGGAGGGGACACUGCUACAAGAAGGUUUGUGGCGGCAGCAGUGGCUGUGGGUUUAUUCUGUGCUCGUGUAGAGAGCAGUGCAAGCCUGGUGUGCGAGAUGAUGGGUGGCAGUAACCAUGUGGGAGUAAGGAUGUAACCUUCCUCUGCAUGUUAGAGAGAUCCGGGCUAGUGGGACAGACUUGUGCCAAUGGAGGCUGAACAGACUGCCGCUGAACAGGCACCAGCAGCUCACAGCAUGGACACCAAAGAUGGCAUGGUCAGGCACAAGGGUGUGGACCAGUGCCAGGAGUCCACACGCAGGAACCAUGCCACCCCUCAAUAGCAGGAUCUUGCUCCUUUGGGAGAGGACAUCCAGUUUUCCUCACCUGUCUACUUAGCCACCUUUGAAAGUGAAAAAGAUUGGUUGAAGGGUUGCUAGCCCUGGCCUGGCUGCCUUUGUAUGCAGGAUGCUUUGGUGAAAAGGGCUGGAGAUUCUGUACAAGGGGAGAACAAGCAAUGGCUGUUAAUUGCCCAGUGUCUCCAAAAGAAAACCCUUCCCUGGGGCUGCUUGUCUCUUACCCCAAAUGGCUUCUUGCUCUUGUGGCUCCCAGGCACUGUGCCAGAUUGUGCAAGGCCACCAUUUUGUCCACACACCCCCCCCCCCCGCUCUCAUUUCUUUUUUGGCCAACGUCAUGGGCCUUUACACUAUCAAAUCACCUACAGACACUGUUCCCAUAGUCUGUGAGAUUCCCCUGUCACCAUUCUGCACAGCAGCUACAUCCUCCUUUUCUUCCUUCUUUCCUCCUUCCCAGCAUCACCACCCUGUCCCUUGUGCCACCUCUUUUUACGGUCAUGACAGCGAGGCAAGGUUAGGAGUCGAGCAUGACACUGAGCCUUGCUGCUGCAUGGUUAGGAAUAAGUAGUCUAUGAGAGGCAAGGAGAUGGGUCCCCAGAAGACGUGAAGUGGCUGAGACCAAGGUUCAGGCUGUCUGACUGCUUUACUGUUAGCCCCACCAUGUGCAGUGACUGCCUCAGAAAAAGGUCCUUUUGUCAAAGAAGUUAAUUGUGAACAAUUGCUCAGAAGAACAGGAUAAGCUGCAGUUCUGCGAUGUGACGCCUCUCCUGCUGCUGCUGCCGCCUUAUGUCUCUUGGCCUGUUGGUGCUGGACAGAGGUUUGUUGGGAUGGAGGAGGAGGUUGUUUUGUGUUCGAAGACAUGAUGGAAACUGCUGCAUCCCUUUUUGGCAUGACAGUUUUGGAGGGGAAGAGGGAAAGCAGCUGUGCUGAGUUCCUGGAGAACACCCUGAGACCUCAUUUCCAGAAGCACCUUCCCUGGACCAGAAGCGGAGCUGCCCAUCAGCACGGGUGACGGUGCUCUUCCCUGUAGGAAGAUGGGCUCUGGAGUGGCCCCACUGCGUGUGAGGGGAAGAAGAAGAGCAGAUCUGGGGGGAAACUCUCACAGAGUGCCAUAAAUCUCAGUGUGGGGACUGUUUGGAGGCAAAGAGAAAUAAUGAGUUCAUGCUCCUUCUCCAUUUCCAGGAGAGAUACUUCUCAUUGCCCUGCCUCUAUUAAGAGCAGAGAGCUAUCCCUGCUGCCUGGGAACACUGACAGGUCUCACCCAGCUCUGGGGCAGGCCAGGCCUAAUUCCCAGCAUGUCAAGGCAGAUGUUCCCACCACCUAGCUUCUUCCAUCUGCAGUUUUCUCAAGGGGCUUGCGAAAGGGAGCUGGGAGGAACAGUGGUCUGAGCACUGCUGAGAAGUGGCUAUGGGGUUUCCCUGUCCCAGCUGCCUCCUGCUCCCUAAAAAUUAAAAUUGUUAUCACCAACUCAGUCACCCAAGGGUGUCACUGAAAUGAUGCUUUCUUGGAGCUGAAGGUGCUAUUUUGGUGCAUGGUACAGAUGGCAAUUGUAUGCCAGGGCUGCAAAUUGUGGGCAGUAAAUGUGGCUCCAGCCUUAGGGUCUCAUCAGUGACCUGUCUUGUCUUCUCCAGCCGUUACUUUUCCUUCCACCCCAGGCUGUCAGACUGCAAGAUGAAAGCUGAAAUGUAGCAAAGGGAAGACACGCAAUGAUCUGCCAGACUGAAAGGCCAUCCUGUCUCCCACAAAGCUUGCCCAUAUGGUCUUUUUAAAUGUCCCUCAGUGCAUGUAUUUUGGGGGUGAAAAAGAGCCUGGGCUGCCUCAUUUCAGGCCUGUCCUUGUGUCCACAGGGUGUUGAAUUGCAGACAGGUGACUCUGGGAACAUGUGCCACACAGACAAAUGUGAAAAAUCUGGAAUGCCUUUAGAGAGGCUGCUUGCUUGAGAGACAUUGUUAGCUUUGAGCUGUCUGCUUGUCCCCAGGAGUGGGUGGAACAAGGUGAGAAAAUAUGUGGGGAAAUAAAAAAAGCCAGGGAAAGGGAAAGGCUGGUUUUAGAAGGCAAGUGAGUAUCUUGGGUUGGAAAAUCGAGACUGGUUUCGGGAGUGUGGUGUAGAAUUUUAAGUAGCACAGUGGAUGCGAGCAAAACCAAAAGAAAAUAGCAACAUACUGGAGCUCCAGGAAAAGUUAGCUAUAACACUGGGCAAAUACUAGUUUAAAAAGGAGACAGAAGCCAAUAAAAGCAAGGGAACAUUUAUGCAGGCAGAAGACAAAAUCACUAGGGCUUGUGCUUUUUUGUGAGAUGUUUUUUUUUCUAUAAGAAAAUACAACUAAAAGAAGGCCUGAAAAAGUUGUUUUUUCAGGGCCACAGACAGAAGUAUAAUACUACAUGAGCUGUUUCCUUUCAUGUGAAAGGCUUGUAUUUCCCAGAACUCAAAUGCAUGAGUUUCCUUGAGUUCAGGAUAUGGGUUGAAGAAUGCAGAUCUGGGUCACCACAAGCCCACAAAACCAGAGUAGUUCUGAAUGCUUGAUCAGCAGGCAUUCAUGUGCCAGUCUGGGUGGAGACAGUAUUUUGUUCAGCAUGUCAUCUUCAGAAGUUUUUUUAAAUCUUUCUCAUUUUCCUACCCCCCCCCCCCCCCCGGGAGUAUCCACAUCUUUUGUCCAACUGUGACUCCCAAUGGUUAAUGAAAAGGCAAUGCAAGUAGCUGAAUUUUUGGUGCAUCAUAUGUCCAUCUUUGCUUCCUGAUCUGGCCAGGAAUCAGCUGAACCACCACAGCCAUGGCUCGUACCCAAUAUUUUCGUAACAGCUGUAGGUAUGUUCUCUGGUUGUAAGGCAAUGGUGAGGAUAAGCAAGCUGAAUAAAUGGGAUCCUGGUUAUGACACCAUGCUGUAGUGGCUCCUCUGAUAGCUGGAAGGCUAUGGGCAUCAACAGGGCUUCUCUGCUAUGAGAGUCAGCAGGCACAGGCAUGCUUUGGCACAAUCCAAAAGGCUUAUUCUCCAUUCAGAUGCAGUGGCUUUCUGACAGAUGGUAAGGACGUGGAGCCUUGGCAUAACAGUGCUGUCUCCACAAAAGUACCAAAAGUACAAAAAGAGAAAAUUCUCCUCUCAGCACUGCUUUCCAGGAGUGGACAAACUUGCUUAACUCUAAGGUGUCUUUCCUGCACCCACCCCGAGACAUCUCUUAUAUCAGUAUGCAUUUAAUGUUUCUUUAAAUAGCUGCUAAGCCUAAAAAAUCUUUUCCCUUUGCUGCUUUCCUUGCAAGCAGGGAUAUUGAGUUUCAAGCCUGCAGAAAGUAGGUGUUUUCAAAACAUCCGUUCUGGCUGGCAGUGUCAUAAAUGACACAGGCAGAGACGUCAAUCACUGCUCCAAGAGGGAUGCAGGAGCAUUCCAUCUCUCCUGUGCCUCUUAUUCCUUUCCAGUACACUACUGAGCCAUGAAACGGCUCCCUGAGAGAAGUGAUAGGAGUCCCAUUGCUUACAACUUUGAGAAACUGAACUGAGGAAAGAGAUAAGAGACCAAAGAGAAAGAAGGACAAAAUCUUACAGCCUUCUUCAGGGGCUGAGCUAAGUGAGCUGAUAGGCUGGUUUCAUCUCAAUGGCUUGAGUUUCUCACAGACCCCAUCUGACAGGUCUUUUCAGACUAAAGGAAUGAUCACUGGUUCCUCCUCCCUUCUGCUAGUCCUACAAUUUUAGCAUCUCUCCAAGGAUAAAGGAGGCACAACAAAUCUAACCACUGUUUCCUCACACUGUCAGGAGUCCUCUAUAGGAACUGAUAUUCUGCCCAGCCCAAGCGACUGAUCCUACAGCUGAAAACUUAAGCAGUUGUUCUGAGGGCGUGUUUAACUGCCAAACUACUGGCUGCUUAGGACAAGGUCCCAGCAGGGAAGGACUGAGAUACCUCUAAAGAAAAUCAUAGCUCAUGUCUUCUUGCAUGCUUUCUCUCACUCUCUGCUGGUUUCCAACCUCCCCAAUCUUUGUUGCUUGAUACUUAGCUGAGUUUCUGCAUUCACUCCCUUUUCAGAGCACAGAGAGCUGGUGAAGCUGUUUGAUUUCAAUGUAGUAGGUGAGAUAAGAUUUCUCCCCCCUGCCCUCUUCUUUUUCUCCCUGCGCGGCUCCUGUCCUUGCAGUUCUCAGGACUUGCCUAGCAGAGUUUUUAAAUGAAGUGAAAGUCUUAAUGUGAGGUGAAUCCCAAGACCACAAACAGUUUGGACUUCAAACAGUGAGAAAAUUGGCGCCGAAUGAUUCCGCACACAAAGCAGAAAACUUUCAUUUCCUGCAGGCAGGAUGGAAUUGACUGUUAUAUUAAGACUUCAGAAGGAGCACUGCCCCAGAGUAAUUUCACUGCUGUCAGGCAGUGUUGACAUCUAGAUUAACCUCUGUGCAGUGAAUUUUACAACAAAGCUCAUUGUAAUGCAUGUGGGGUAUCUCCUGUAAAUCCCAGCUGAAGCCCAUAGUGUCCCACCCUUCUGCACAGGAGAAAGGGUCAGGGAGCAGCCACUAUCAUUUUUGACCCCAGCAGAGCGUGACUCUAACCUCAUCCAGGCCAGUUCUGCUGAAACUGAUUUUCUACCAUGCUAAAGUGACAGGAGCUCCAGCCUGUAUUUUUUUUUUUUAAUUCCCCAAAGAGGUUUACAUCACAAGGCUGACAUUUUUUGCCAGUGACAAACAGCUCCCUUCACGUAUCCACUCAGCAACACAGUCCUAAUUAAAAGGCACUAGUUAACCAGUGGCAAUUAGCUGCUUGCACUGAUUAACUCCAACAUAUACAAUCCCCACACACAAUACUCUGAUCAGACAUGAUCCAGGACUAAAUGGCAGACAAACUCCCAGCCGACAUGAGGCGACGGCAUCCAAUCUUACCCACCAGCCCACAGGCACACUAUUUAACUCUGUCUACCAAACCAAAAAUGCAUGAAUUAAAGAAGUUCACAUAGUUCAUUCAGUGCAAGUCAGAGGACAUUGCAAAAGAAUUCUAUUGACUCCUGAACUGAAUGCUCCCACUGUUAAGUUGGAAGCAUAGGCCAGACCCCAAGCCCUUUUGUCUUUUGCUGUAAGAGCAGGUCGAGCAGCAAGAUUUCCCAGGCAGGAGCACAACAGCCUCUUCACUCUUGUGUGGGUAGAGACAAUCCUGUCUGUCGUUCUCAAGAUGCAUCUCUGAGAGCACUUCUUUGUGAAAAAAACACUAGCAUCUAAAAAAAACGGAAGAGGAAGGGAAGGGGUUUUUUUGUGUGUUUUUGCCACAUCUUCUUAUUCAUACACUUAUUUUCAUACUUAGACAUUGCUCUGCAGUCAUCUGCAGGAGGUUCUGGGCAAGAAACAAGCUAUCAGGUGCCGAACAGAUUAGCCACUAACCCUAAGGGCAAAUUCUCAAUAGCACUUCUAGAAACCUCUUUCAGGGCUCACUCAUCCUCUCAACUACAGUUCUUCAUAGUAGGCUUACCGUUAUAUUUGUCAAAGACUUUGGAUAGCCUAUGAUGAGGGGACAUGCCCAUAGUUUCCCCUCAUCUUCAGAUGGAGUUGUGUGCCCCUGGCAUUUCUGUAAUCAGGCCCAUCAGGAAGAUUGCUUCAAACUAACAUUUACUACCCCCAAUCAGAACACAGAUGAAAAGGCUGCCCAAGGUUAUAGAGAAGGUCAAGCUGUUGCUUUGGACUAGAAUUUGCUUUGGAAGAAAUUUGAUGGACCAAUUCAACCACCACAGCCCAUCAAAACCUGGUGGCUUCAUUUAAAAAGUAAUCAGUAUUGUAUUUCGCUUUAGACAUCCGUGCAUUAGUGUUCUGCAAAUAUGAUUUCCUCUUUGUUUGCAUUAUUGAUGCCAUAAAAUGUCAGACACAUUAAAGAAAAAAAAAGAGGCCAACCUUUGGGGUUUGGAAUGAUUCUGACUGAAUUGCAGUUGGGUUACUUUUCUUUUUAUUUCCCAUGGUAGCGAUGCACUGUUACUCAUUCUGCUAUUGCUUUACAAAGAGUUCUCUGUAAGUGUAUUUAUACAGCCAGCCAUAUUUCAGGAAACACAUAACCUUGACAUUUUUUGCUGUAUGUGGCAGUGUGUGUGUGUGUGUGUGUUGUGGGGGGGGGGGGGGGAGGUGGAGCUUUUUGCAAGAGCCCUCCCAUGUCUGGUAGUAUGUUGGCUUUGUGCAAUGGUGUGUGACUCCCUUCUGCUCAGGUGGCUGGUUUGAUUUAAUCUCAAGAACUGACUUCUGUGAUCAGGAUUUGAGGUCUUCUGGUUUUACACUGCCCAGAAUCUAUCAUCUGCUUUCACCAUUCAGCAGCUGUCUGCUAUCCACAAUGGUUCCUAGAUGUCUGUGCCACAGAGAUUACACAGAACUUGAGUCUCAGGCAUGUGAUGAUAGAGGAGUUUUGGCUCAUUCUGGUCCUGGACCAAUGGUGAGUUUGCUGAUUUAGUUUGGUUCCUACACUCCUCCCCACCCAAGGCUCAUUGACUACUGUUCCCAAGGCAAAUACUAUUAGCUGCUCAGUGCUUUUUCUCCCAGACCAUUAAAGAGUACUGGCCUUGGCAGCCUUAUGCUUUCUGCCUCACCUUUCUAUGACAAAUGCUGAUCCAUUGUUCAAUUUUUCCUGUGAACCUUUUGGAAGAAUGUAGGGAUUUUCAUCAGUGGUAAGAUUUCUUUUCAGCUUUUCCUUCCAGUGACAGCAGGACUUGGGAGCAGGGGGAGAGGGAUACAGUGGAGCAGUCUAAGGAGGAGACUCAACUAGGACCUAGACUACAAGGUCAUCUGUUCACCUACUAGGGCCUUGCCAGCUUCAUACAGCAAGAAACCCCCAGCUUUUCAUGAGCAGCUUCCUGCCCAGCUCUCUUGUUCCUACUCCAGUUCUGAGGAAUGGCUUUCAGAUGACCUUCAGAUCUCCUUAUCUUCACAGAUCCAUCUCGGCGAUAUCCAAACAGCCCAAAGAAGAGAUGACAGGGGCUGAAUGGGUGUGUAAUUCAGUGUCUUUCUCCCCCUUUUUCAUCAGGGGCAAAGCUAGUGAAAGUGACAGAACAGAAAAAUUGUUUUGCCCAACAGGAGUGAUCCAGUUU